Chlamydomonas reinhardtii is the source of this 3341-nucleotide messenger RNA. RefSeq lists its product as uncharacterized. The record is from RefSeq and is a predicted model, not a curated record. NCBI's taxonomy places the organism in Eukaryota, Viridiplantae, Chlorophyta, Chlorophyceae, Chlamydomonadales, Chlamydomonadaceae. Gene Ontology annotation, cellular component: plastoglobule; chloroplast thylakoid membrane. Bases 151 to 2760 code for a protein of 869 amino acids. Gene Ontology annotation, biological process: photosynthesis, light harvesting in photosystem I; response to light stimulus. The transcript has 9 exons.
CUGCACCUAUCCCAGCAGUAGGGCUUGCACUUAUGUUCUAGUAUCCUUGUGCAUUCGGUUUUACCAAUCGCCCAAUUUAUAAAAGUUGCCGCGCAAGUGUUGACACGCGAGCAGAGUUGAGGCCCCUUUCGUUUUCGCGCCGGUGACACGAUGCAGUGCGCCCUGCAUGCAUCGCCCCGCGCGGGCGUGCAGGUGCGGUCGCGGACUUCUGCAGACCGCAUCCUCCCGGGGCCGGUGCUGCGGUCGCCGCUUGGGCCGCUGUCUAGCAGGGCCCCGUUCUCAACUUCGACUCUAAAGCACCAGCCUGAGCAGCCAUCGUCCCAGGUCGCUUGCCCCGCGUCAGUAGACUAUGGCUAUCCUUCUGCUCCGGAGCUGCCGCCUGAGCGCAUGGGCGAGGCUGCUCGUCGCGCGCUGUCUCGCGCGACCUCGGCCGUGCGCCGGUAUGGCUGGUUGAGCUUCUGGGCUCAGCUCACGCUGUCGGUGGUGGGAGGCGUCAUUCUGCUUUUCUCCGUCGCCUUCACUUCGCAGAGCGGCCCCAAGGCCUCGCUCUACCUCACGCUGUUCGGCAUCCUGGCCGGCUUCCUGUCCACCUUCUGGAACUUCGGCUACACGCGCACCGCGCUCAAGAUGCAGAGCUACCUGGACGCGGCGCCCGGGCAGGAGGUGCCCAAGAUCAAGAAGCAGCAGGUGGUGGACAUGGUGACACGCGGCAUCUUCAUCAACAUGAUGGGGCUGGCCUCCACACUGGCGGGCGUGCAGGCGCUGGUGGGCAUGCUGGUGGCCAAGACGCUGCAGAUCAGCUCCUACCCCUUCAUGGCCGCCGCCUCCAACAACUACAACCCCGUGGUGGCGCUGGACGUGUUCCUGGUGCAGGCCGCCACCAACACACUGCUGGGGCACUUUGUGAGCCUGGCGUGCUCGCUGUGGCUGCUGCAUGUGGUGGGCGAGGGCCAGGGGCUGCGGUUCCAGGCCACGGCCUCGGACCCGGCGGCGCCCGCCGUGAUCGGCAAGGGCAACGCCGGCGUGUACCGCGUUGACUUCGGCCGGGGCGCCGGCCGCGCGCGGAGCGGCGUGGAGGAGGAGGCUCCGCGCUUCAUGUCGCUAGAGUUGUUGAAGCAGCGCACGGAGGAUUCCAGGCUCCCCGACCUGCCCUCCUGGUCGCUUGAGGGAGACGGGGGCAGCGUGGAGCUGAAGACGAACGCGGGCGCGCCGCUGCGAGUGCCGCAGCGGGCGCCCGUGGGGAGAGAUCGCGGCAGCGGCGGCGGUGGUAGUGGAGGCGGUAGCGGCGGCGGCGGCGCGGCGCCGUGGCGAACGCCGCCGCGGCCACAGCCUGCUACUGCUGUGGCUGCCAGCAUGAGCAGCAGUAGCAGUAGCGGCGGGGGCAUUGGGCGAAUCUCGGCCAUGGCGGCGUUGCCUGGCGGCGGCGGUUUUAACCUCAACAUGGCGUCGUCAGCGUCGUCGUCGCCGGCAGCGCGGGCGAUGGCGGCGGACUGGGGGUCCGCCUCCGGCACGGCGGCGCUAGGAUACGCCAUGCCCAUGCCUAGCAGUAGCAGCGGCAGUAGCAGCGGCGGCUGGGGCGUGGGCGGCAGCAGCAGCAGCAGUAGCAGCGGCCCAAGCAGUAGCAGCGGCCGCAGCAAGUACCUGGUAGACACCAGCAGUAGCAGCACCAGGAGCUUCGACAGCAGGAGCAGCAGCGGCAGUAGCAGCAGUAGCAGCAGCUCCUCACGUAGCGGCGGCGGUGGCAGUAGCUCGGCGCUUGCGCUUUCCUGGUCGGAAGAGGCGCCGGGGUGGCGCGACAUCCCGCCGCCGCCGGCGCCGCGCCCCUCCCGCGUGCCCACUUCGCCGCCCACCCAGCCAGCCUGGCGCUCCUCCUCCAUCUCCUCUGCCUCCUCCUCCCGGACAGCCUCCUCCGCCUCCUCCUCGCUACCGCCGCCGCCGCUGCAGCCGGUGGUGGCGCCGGCGGUGCCUGGCGCCGACCCCGACUACCUCUCGCCCGCGCCCAUCGCCUUCCGCAACAGCGGCGCCGGGGCCUCCACCAGCGGCCGGCCGCCGCCCGACGCCGCAGGCCGGCUGCUGAUCCUGCCCAGCGUGUCCUCUCUCAGCUACCUGGACGGCACGCUGCCCGGCGACAUGGGCUUCGACCCGCUGGGCUUGUUCGACCCCACCAACGGCUCCGCCGGCUUCAUGUCGCAGCGCUGGCUGCACACGGCGGAGGUGGUGCACGGCCGCUGGGCCAUGCUGGGCGCCGCGGGCUGCCUGGCGCCCGAGUACCUGGCGCACGAGAAGGUCAUCCCCAAAGCCACGGGGUUGCUGUGGUUCAAGACCGGCUUCCUGCCGCCCGUGUCCGCCGGCUUCGACUACGGCCUGCCCGUCACCGCGCUCUUCCUCAUCCAGAUGGGCCUGAUGGGGACCGUGGAGAGCCUGCGCUGGGCCGAGCUGUCCAACCCAGGAAGCCUGGCGUCCAACCCGCUGGUGCCGCAGCCGCUGGCGCGGCUCAUAGGCACCACUCGCCUGGGCGGCGGCGCCUAUCCCGGCGGGCUGAUGUUCAACCCGCUGGGCUUGGGCGCGACGCGGCCGGCGGUGAUGCGGGAGUACCAGCAGUCGGAGAUCCGGCACGGGCGGCUGGCGAUGGUGGCGUGCCUGGGCUACGCGGCGCAGGCGGUGGUGACGGGCAAGGGCCCCUACACCAACUGGGUGGCGCACCUGGAGGACCCCGACAUCGAGAACGUGGUGGUGCUGCUGGACAAGCUGUUCGCGUGAGGGCGGGAGGAGGAGGAGGAGGAGGGGUUAGGGAGGUUCGGGCUGGGGUUUUGGCGGUUUGGGCCUCGGGCGGAGGCGGAUGGAGGGGUGGAAGAGGUGGGGCGAGGAGGCGGGGCGAGAAGGGCGGGGGCGCGUGCUGGCUGGCUUGUGCUUUCCUUGACCGAAGUCGCCCCACUGUCGGAGGUUUGAGGGUGUGGAAGACUGAUAGCUGAGCGAGCUGCUGCGAACUGAGAGCGAAUGUGUGCCUGCGUGUUUGGAUCUGCCUGCUGUUCGAGUGAGGAGGGAGUGCUGCUGUCGGGAGGCGUUGCGGGGUCGAGGGAGGCCCCCAGUGUGCCACGAACCCCACCGCUGCCGUGUGAGCUGCUAGCUGUGCUGUCGAGUGCUGGAUGCAGAUAGAGUUAGGUAACGGAAAGAAGAUUGGACGAGGAGUUGCAUGUGGGCGAGGUGGGACAGGUUGGGACGCAUGGGUUUUGCAACAUUGCCAGCAACGAUACAGGUUGAUGCGGGUGUUGUAUUGCGCAACUCUUGGUGCCGGCAAGAACUGAAUGUAUACCGCAUGUUUCGUGUAAGGACAUGUGCUG